Schistosoma rodhaini is the source of this 372-nucleotide messenger RNA. Lineage: Eukaryota; Metazoa; Platyhelminthes; Trematoda; Strigeidida; Schistosomatidae. The record is from the annotation of a GenBank genome assembly.
AUGAUCAUUUCUGAAUUUCUGUCAGUUUGUAAUCUUUUCUUUUCAUCAUCAUCAUCAUCAUCAUCAUCAUCAUCAUCAUCAUCAUCAUCAUCAUCAUCAUCAUCAUCAUCAUCAUCAUCAUCAUCAUCAUCAUCAUCAUCAUCAUCAUCAUCAUCAUCAUCAUCAUCAUCAUCAUCAUCAUCAUCAUCAUCAUCAUCAUCAUCAUCAUCAUCAUCAUCAUCAUCAUCAUCAUCAUCAUCAUCAUCAUCAUCAUCAUCAUCAUCAUCAUCAUCAUCAUCAUCAUCAUCAUCAUCAUCAUCAUCAUCAUCAUCAUCAUCAUCAUCAUCAUCAUCAUCAUCAUCAUCAUCAUCAUCAGGUGUUCUUGGGAGUUAA